Closterium sp. NIES-67 is the source of this 1593-nucleotide messenger RNA. The record is from the annotation of a GenBank genome assembly. NCBI's taxonomy places the organism in Eukaryota, Viridiplantae, Streptophyta, Zygnematophyceae, Desmidiales, Closteriaceae.
GAGGUGUGGGAUGAGAGGAGGUGCGAGUGUGGUAUCUGGCGGCAUUGGGGGCGUGGCCGCCAAGCAUGAGGUUCAAGGCGUUGAGGGAGGCAUGCAAAGGCAACAGAGGGCACGGGACACCUGCUGUGAAGUUUCUUCCAAUUCUUAAGAAGGCUGCAGUUCCGAGGUACAGUGAGGGGUUGCAGGUCCAAGGUGAGGCUUCCAGUAAAAGCUGUAGCAGCAACAGCAGCUGUGGAGGUGGCGGUAACAGUGGCGACAGUGGCAGCAGUGGCAGCAACAGCAGCUGUGGUGGUGGCGGUAGCAGUGGCGACAGUGCCAGCGGUAGCAGCAGCAGUAGCGGAAGCAGCAGCAGGAGGAAGGGAGGGGUGCUGGCUUAUUUGAAGCCAUGGCAGGGGGGGUUCAACCUGGUGGCGUGUCUGCGAGAGAUGCUGAUGGGACAGCCAUGCUACCGCCCUCCUUCCCAUGCUGCCUCUGCCACCCAUGCUGCCACAGUGAACACCUCUGCUGCUGCGUCCAACACCCUUGCUGCUGCAGUAAACACCCCUGCUGCUGCAGCAAACACCCCUGCUGCCACAAACACCCGUGCUGGUGCUGACACCCCUGCUGCUGCAGACACUUUUGCUGACACAGUAAAUGCCCCUGCUGCUGCAGUACGCACCCCUGCUGCUGCAACCAAUGCUGGUUCUGCAAGCAUUGCUGCUGUUGCAAGCACUGCUGCAAACACCCCUGCUGCUGCCACCCCAGACGUGGAAGGGCGUGUGUGUGGUGCUGCAGGAUGUGGGAAGGUGGAGGGAGACGGAGUGAAGCGGAAGAUCUGUUCCGCGUGUCGCAAGGUGACGUAUUGCAGCAGAGACUGCCAGAAGGCGCACUGGCCCUCCCACAAGCUCUCAUGCCCAGGCAGGACCAGCAAGAGGGGCGGAACGAAUGAUGACAGGGAUGGUGGCAAGGAGAGUGGUGAGGACAGUGGCAAGGGGAGCUGCAAGGGGAGCUGCAAGGGCAAUGGCAAAGGCAAAGAAAAGGUGGAAGAGUGAAGGGGAGGGUGAGGGGAAGAGGUGCAUGGAUGCUGGUGGUGGUGAAGACUGGAGCGACACACAGGAAGGACUAUCGUGUUGGAAUUUCACAUUUGAGGAAAGGAAUUGCUGAGGUAUUGCUGACGACUGUUUGGCUGGAGUGGAGUGGACAUGUGGAGAUGGAACCAAAGAGGUGCGGUAUGGUGAGAAGUUGGUGUGGCGUUGAUCGAACUUUGCUGGGAUACUGAUGUUGAAUGGGUCCUGGACCGGGUUUGCUGCUGACGUACUAGUGACGCCAUGGUCACUAGUCACUAGUCACUGGUCACUGGUGGUGUUAGUGAUGAUGGCAGGUUGAGAGCAGAUCCUGGAUCAUGACACAUCAGAUGAGGCUCUCAGCUGUACAACUUCUCAUCAUGCUCAGCUGCUUCAACUCCGUUUUCUUCAUGUGUUACCUGUUGGUGUUGCUGUACAUAGCAACUUGUCUUUUUCAGCGAACCGUGAGCAUUCUCCUGCAUAUCGUUGAUUGCUGUGAGACGGAGUUUCCACAUUGUGGCAUAUGGUAUAAUAUACCGUCCCCUCCAUU